Notolabrus celidotus (New Zealand spotty) is the source of this 5649-nucleotide messenger RNA. RefSeq names its product family with sequence similarity 214 member A (gene atosa). The transcript is spliced from 12 exons. The record is from RefSeq and is a predicted model, not a curated record. Bases 1326 to 4577 code for a protein of 1083 amino acids. Lineage: Eukaryota; Metazoa; Chordata; Actinopteri; Labriformes; Labridae.
CCAAUCAGCUCAGGGACACUGAACCCUUUUCUGCUUGUGCCUCUUUCUCCACCCAAACUCCACCCAGUAAUGUGACAGCACUGUAAAGGAACAUCUCAGCUGAUGGGGUUUAAUUUUGUAAAUGUUCCUGCCUCAAAAAGCUACACUGAGUUUUUGGUACCACUUCUAAGUUGGUGGUUGCUAUGGCUGCGAGUUCAUGCGAGGCUGGCUGGCAGAGAGGGAAGUGACGAUGGGGCUGUUGUUGGGACACGUGACUGGAGCUGCACUGAUAUGUUUUGACAAGCAGUGGGGAGGGAAGAGAGAGAGAGAGAGAGGAGGGGAGGCAGACUGGAAGCAUCACGACUAGGAGGACUCACUGUUCCUUUCAUCUGAAUAAUAUCAGUAUCGACUUAGUGUUCCAGUGUUUGUCAGUCAGUCUCAGGUGUGUCAGCGGGGAAGUGGAAACAGCUGAUCGGGGAAACGCUGCAGUCGUAGCCGAAGCAUCGAGCGAAGUUGUUGGUUCGAAAAGUUUUAAUGAAGAUCUCAAAGGAAGUCAGUACAGGUGGCGUGUCUAACAUUAGGUACAUGGAGACUGUUCGGACGCUGUGCGUGGACAGAAAGUGGAGCAUAUCCGUCUGAUGUUGGCUGUCUGUGACAGAGAAACAAUGUUGCGUUAAAAAUGUUCUCGUCUUAGCAAAAUGAGACAGUCCGACAUUGGAAUCAGUGUUUGUUGUUGAGCUGCUGCAGCUACCUGUGCUCACCGUGGGGGGGUUGGCGUGUUUGCUGGCUUCUUCGUCACCAUUGGACUCUUAAUCAAACAGUCAAAGUUAGUCGUGGGUCUGACUGUCUGGCUAGCUAACAGUGCUGAGUUAGCAGCAGAGCGCCGUGGACAGGAGAGGAGACACAGGGAGGGAUGCACCGCGACGUGACUAUGGUUCAGGUGGAGGAAUUUGAGACAUUCUGCGAGGGUGGCCUGCUUGCUAGUUAAAUCACUAGUCAGAUUGCUCACUGGCAAAACAGAUUGAUCACAUCUAACAGUAUCUGGCCGAUCUGAGAUCAGCUGUCUUUGUGUCAGUCAGUUGGACAAUACAGUGCGACUCCAUGGAAGCGUACAGUAGCAUGCUAACAAAGCGAGGCUUUGUUGUUGGAUAGGGGCAGCAGGCUUCACAGCUGAUAUCACUGCUUAGCUAACACAGCAGGUCUCAGUCACCGAGGGGUUUGGUGGUGGGGGGGCCCAGACACCGUUGAACUGCUGUCAAGGCUGAUUGGAAGAAAAAAAAGAGAAGACCCUGCAAGAGACCCUGAAGGCAUCCUGAUGACACUGGACAACAUGAAGCCUGAGCGAGAUGCAUCGGAGGAGUUUUUUCGAGUACGAUGCGGAGGAGUUCCUGGUGUUCCUGACCCUGCUCAUCACAGAGGGACGGACCCCAGAGUAUUCUGUGAAGGGCAGAACCGAGGGGCUGCACUGUCCACCGGCCCAGUCGGCCAUGCCGCCUCUUCACAAGCAUGAGUGCAGCGACAAACUGCCCCAGUGUCGGCAGGCGAGGCGAACCCGCUCCGAAGUGAUCCUGCUUUGGAGGAACAGUAUCCCCAUCAUGAUUGAGGUUAUGCUCCUGCCGGACUGUUGCUAUGGUGAUGAGUGCCCCCCGAGUGACCCCAUCAGCGACCCGGUCAUCAAACAAGAUGCUCUGCUGCUUGAGAGGUGGACCCUGCAGCCAGUCCCGAGACAAAGCGGCGAUCGCUUCAUUGAGGAGAAGACCCUGCUGUUGGCUGUUCGCUCCUACGUCUUCUUCUCCCAGCUCAGCGCCUGGCUCAGCGCCUCUCAUGGCAUCGUCCCCAGAAACAUCCUGUACAGAAUCAGUGCUGCUGAUGAGGAGCUGGUGUGGCAGUUUUCCCAGCCACCGUCAGAGCACAUCUUCCCCGUCCCCAAUGUAUCCCAGAGUGUUGCGCUUCAGGUUCGUGUCCAGUCACUCCCCCGCCAACCCACCUACCCAACCCUGGCCUGCAGCAUCCACACCGGCCUGCCUCCACUUUAUAGCAAGACCACCAGCCUCAGCCCGAACUUCAACACCCACGGUGGUCUGCCUACCUUCAAAAAGAGCCUGGACCCCAGCAAGGACAGCCUCCUUCACAACUCUAACAUGUUCAGCAAAAGCUCAAACUCCAUGUCCGGCCUCGUCCUCAAUGGGUUACCCAUUCCUAAUCUCCCCAUCAACAACAUCCCCAUAAACAGCCUUCCACACACUGCAGUGCCACAUCCUUACAGCAAGAAGGGCCAGGAGCCAUCUGAAGACCACACAUAUCAGAACGGAGAGCUCCCGCAGGUCAGCAUCCCCCAACGUCAGGGCUCCCCGCUUUUCCACAGAUCCUCCCACUCCCCCACGCCCUCCCGCUCCCACUCUCCCUCUCCACUUCCCUCAAGUAAAGCAGGAAAGUGGCUGUACUCGGCUCUCAAUGGUUCAUCUGAUUCCACACAAGUCGAGGACUAUGGGUGUGGCACCAACAGCAGCGAUAGGUCAAAGGGGCCCAUCCCUGAGCCACUGAGAGCAUUUAAGACUUUCUCCUUGGCUGAGCCGCCUCGCUGCCCCUCCCCGAGGCCCUCUGGGUCAGAGACGAACCCCCUGAUUGGCUCGUUGCUGCAGGAGAGGCAGGAAGUUAUUGCCCGCAUCGCACAGAGGCUCAACUUCUGCGACCCCACGGCACCGCCACUCCCUCCCGGCCUUUUUGCUUCUGACAACCCUCCCAAAGCCAUGUGGGGCAGUAACCAUGAGGACAUAACUGCCAGUAAGACCAAAGAGCCUGAGGUUCCGCCCUAUGAGUGUGUGGGACGUGUUUGGCCCAGUCCAUUUAGCACACCUGUGACUGAUACUUCGUACAGCAAACAGGAGUGCUCUUCUCCCAAACCUGCAGUCUGCAGGAAACUGAAAAUGACAGAGACAAGAGACGUUGAGGAGGAGAGGAAAGGAGCGAAAGAGAGAGUGAAAGAGAAGGAGAGGGAGAGAGACAGCUCUCUGAUUGCCCAGGCGGUUCAAGACAUUACUAGACUUAUCCAGGAGAGACUGUCUGUCCCCUCUCUGUCUCCCAGGCACAGCAGGAGUGGCAGCCCUCUGCACCAAAUGCACACAACAACAGUCACACACACGGUCCGCACAUACUCACACGCUCCACACAGCCCACAAGCCUCACACACUGCCACAAACGGCUACUCCAACGGCCACAUACCAAGCCACGAACCUCACAGAGGCAGCACGCACACCGCUGCCACACACGCUCCCAUUUGCACAGACAAGCCCCGAGUUGAUCCGGGGACCGAAUGCCAUUCAGCCCGGGCCCAAAAUGGUGCUCACUUUACACUUGAAGAACCCUCAUUUAAAGGCCAGUCCCACCUCCAGGCUGGUCAGUGUUUACGACCCCCCCCACAGGAAAAACUCAGAGUCAGGACACCCAGCAGCCAUGAACCCCCCUUGGCCCCCUCUAACCUUGAGAACAGCCCAAGGAAUGGACACAUAUUUAGUUGGACUUUCAGUGAUGCCAGCCCAGCUGUGAAGUGUCACAUAAGCCACAGUCACAGCAAGCCUCAGCACCAGACGCAGACAUGUGCACCUGCCCAGGCCUCUUCCCCACAGGAUGAGAACGUGGCACCCUCAGAGUCUGGAUGCUCCAGCACCACCAGUCCAGACAUGACCCCCCCUUCCUCUGUCCUGCGAGCCCACAGCCCCUCCCCCCUGCGUCCCUGCAACAGCUGGAAGAAACACAAUCGCCACUCAUUAGACGCCACAGCAACCAAGGCCUUCCACCCCUGCACAGGCCUGCCUCUGCUCUCCAGUCCUGUUCCUCAGAGGAAAAAUCAAACAGGCUACUUUGACCUGGACACCUCUCUGGCUGGCUGUAAGGGUUUGCCUUGGGCCUCUGGGAAAAGGGUGUGCCCAAAGAGAGAGGGCUACACAGAUGAGUCACAACAGCUGUUCAGUGCCAGCGCUCCCCCUGCCAGUCUCAGUCUGCUGGGAAACUUUGAGGAGUGUGUGCUGAAUUAUCGCCUGGAGCCUUUAGGGUUAGUGGAGGGUUUCGAGGCAGAGGUUGGGGCCAGUGGGUCCUUCUGCCCCAGUCACCUGACCUUACCUGUGGACGUGUCAUUCUACAGUGUCUCUGAUGACAACGCGCCAUCACCUUACAUGGGUGUGAUAAACCUGGAGUCCCUUGGUAAAAGGGGCUACCGUGUACCUCCAUCAGGAACCAUUCAAGUGACCUUAUUCAACCCAAACAAGACGGUGGUGAAGAUGUUUGUUGUGAUGUACGACCUAAGAGCCAUGCCAGCUGGACACCAGACCUUCUUACGCCAGAGGACCUUCUCUGUUCCUGUCCGCCGUGACGCAAACAAUCAGACCAGCAGGAAGCCCCUCUCCCUUAGCCAUGGGCGCACCUUACGCUACCUCGUUCACCUGAGGUUCCAGAGCUCUAAGUCUGGGAAGAUCUACCUCCACAGGGACAUCCGUUUGCUGUUUUCUAGGAAGUCCAUGGAGGUGGACAGCGGUGCUGCCUACGAGCUCCAGUCCUUCACAGAGUCUCCCAUGGACCCACCGUUCUCUCCUCGCUGCUGAGGACAGACACCCUCACUCCCUCCACCCGGCAGGCUGGGACUGAAUCUUCAAUCACACUUCAAUGCCAGCGAUAGACUCUUACUCAGCCCAUGGUUAGCUGAAAGGCUCUAAAAGAGCAGAGACUUAAGGACAGCAGUCAACAAGACUCAUCUGGCCUGUGCCCAAAAUCUUCUGUUUCAUCCUUUCUGUCACUCAGAACUGACAGAGGUCGAGCUAAGAAGCUGGGAGACUCGUCAGAAUUGAACCUUGUACUCUGCUGAGAUCAGAGUGGUUUGGGUCAAGAGUCAGACAGUAAUGCUUCAGAUCCUGUUCUCCUGGUGAAGAAGACCAGAUAUGAUAGGAACUAUUUUUCCUGUGUGUGUCCGCUCCAGCGUCUGGCAGGAGAGUAGAGACCAGUGAUUAUCUACAAAACCAGUUAAACCCCUCAAAUUCAUCAAAUUACUAAUUGGAAGUCUUUUAGACAUCAUAAAUAAAUGCUCAAUCUCAAUUUAUUUAUAAAUGCAAUACAAUGCCCUUUAAUGGCAAAGUAUUAAGUAUUAAAUCUUUGAAGAUUUCAUUGAUUGAACUGAACAUGAAGUCAGAUCUGACCCUGUGAUUCCUGAGGUCGGAGCAGAGGGAGUGUGUAUGGAAGACGAAGACUGUGGUGCAGCGCCAUGCCCUCGUCCAAAAAAAGGACACACCAUGGACCACUAAAGAAGUCGAACAAGCAAUCAAGCUAGAUUCAUCUGAACGCAUCAUAGCAGAACAUCAGAAGUGCACUGUGGAUCUUUUUUUCCUCAUUAUAACUGGAAACAGAAAAUAGUAAUAUUCUAAUACUUUUGUACUGUUACAGAACCACUUUAUUGGAAGUGUUGCAAUAGGAAGAGUAACCUUAGUUUAGUGUUUACACAUUCACUCUCAGUUUACUUAACCAUCAGUUUAUUUAAUAUUUAAAUUAAUAUUUCAGUUACUACUUGUGACGUCUGUCAUGCUAAGAUGAUGUAGUGCAAACUGUAUAUCAUAGUAUGUAUUUUUGACAUUAAUAUUCAAAUCUGGAAAAAAAUAUAUAUCUUCUAAAGCAAUCUGGCAAGCU